AUCCUAACGAGAAGCUUUUAUAACCACACAGUUGUUACUUUAUGAAUGUACCAAGUCUACUAUUAACACUUCAAUUCCUUCAAGAAUAAGCUGAAGAAAAUUGGAUACAAAGGGAUUGAUGACUUUGGUUUUAUCUGGUUUUUAAAAUCAACCUUCUCUCUUGUUAUGAAAUGUUAGGCAAGUGCACAAAUAGCCAAAGUCUGAGACCACUAUUUAAGUUAUAGCCAUCAUGCGUAAAAAGUAAAAAUUAAUAAGUUCAGCAGAAUGGACUUCACAUAUGAAGUUAGACUUUAGCAAAUCUAACUUGUCCAAGUAAACUUCAGAUAUUUUUAUCUCAAGUCCAAUCUCAAAUUUUAAAUAUUUUUUAUCUUAAAUUUAGCUUGACAAUCUCAAACUAGUGCGAUCAUACCAGUAACUGAAUCUAGAUGGUUUGCUAAAAUAAUAAAAUCAUCAAUGCAUAAAACUUAAAACUCCUUCAAAUCACGUACAUUUGGCACUAGGCUCCAAAUCAAUAUGUAGCUUCCAUAAUUAAUGACUUAGUGUUCUUUUAAUUAAUUAAAGGAAACCUCACAUUCAGUGAAAUAUAAUAAGUGAAAAGGCUUUCUUACUCGCAAAUAACAAGUAUGAUGCAGCUUUCGGUGCGCCACAAAAUUACCAUUUUUUCCCUUCUCAAUUUUAAUGCUUGUUAUUAGUGUCGUAAUCACUGGUUACUGAUGAGCCGAAGGUCUUUCGGAAACAGCCUCCCUGUUUUCCGAGAUAGGAGUAUGGUCUGCGUACACUUUACCCUCCCUAGACCUCACAUUGUGGGAUUUCACUGGGUAUAUUGUUGUUGUUGUAAUCAGGUUACUGAUAUUUUAUGUGUCAAAUCAAUUAUUUUUGCUUAAAAAUAAAAAUUUAUACGUGUCAAAUCAUCAGUGUACAAGAUAACAAAUCAAUACACAUCAUCUAUAUACAUACCAUUUAACAAUAGAAUUAAAAAAUUAAUUAGAAACUUUGAAAAGCUACGUUUUCCUUAGUUAAUUAGUACUCCUAUUUAUUACUACUAGUUAUGGCUGACGAUGACACUGUGCUAAUGAUUGACAGUUUGGUCAACGUGCUUUCGAAGUAUGAUCACACAAAGUACUAUUAUGUUGGGAUGAAUUCAGAGUGCAUUGUGAGUAAUUUUGGGAUGAUAUUUCAAAUGGCGCUUGGUGGUGCUGGUUAUGCUUUGAGUUAUCCUUUAGCACAAGCUGUGGCUGAGAACAUGGAUACAUGUAUAAAGAGGCAUCCAACUUUGUAUGGAAGUGACCACAUUUUACAAGCAUGGAUAGCUGAUUUAGCAGUCACCAUUACGCUAGAAAAGGGGUUUCAUCAGAUUGACUUGCGAGGCGACAUAUCCAGCUUUUUAUCGGCUCAUCCUCAAUCACCAUUCCUAUCACUCCAUCACCUUGACCUAGUAGCUCCAAUUUUCCCUUCAAUGAACCGUUACGACGUCGUUAACCAUAUAAUGAAAGCAGCAAGUGUCACUACUAAAAAAAUGCUGAAAAGCGACCUACAAAAAUCGACCUCAAUGAGGUCGGAAAAAAAGCGACCUCAUGAGAUGGCUGGUCGGGCAUUACUGCAAGCUGGUCCGCCUGGUACGGGGAAGACAGCUCUUGCCAUAUCACAAGAUGUUGGAAGCAAAGCUGUUGGUGAUGUCGUUUACAUUGAAGGAAACAGUGGAGCCGUUAAAAGAGUGGGCAGGAGUGAUGCUUUUGCCACAUAAUUUGAUCUCGAGGCAGAGAAGUAUGUUCCACUUCCUAAAGGAGAGGUUCACAAAAAAAAGGAAAUAGUCCAGGAUGUUACAUUGUAUGAUCUUGAUUCUGCGAAUGCAUGGCCACAAGGAGGACAAGAUAUAUUGUCCCUUAUGGGUCAAAUGAUGAAAUCUAGGAAAACUGAGAUUACUGACAAGUUACGGCAAGAGAUAAACAAGGUACUUUUGAUUCAUUGGUGCUAUUAGUCCUCAGGAUGAGUAAGUUCAAACUCAUGCAUGUUUAUUACUGGCCAAUUGGCUAUUCUGGAUAUUUUCAUUUAGUGUCUAUUUUAACACAAUGGUUAUUAUGGGCUUAUUUCACUGCGGUUUGUAAAUCGUUAUGUUGACAAAGGUGUUGCAGAGCUUGUUCCAGGUGUCUUAUUUAUAGAUGAGGUUCAUAUGCUUGAUAUGGAAUGCUUUUCAUACUUGAAUCGUGCCUCGGAGAGUUCACUGUCUCCGAUUGUGAUUUUUGCCACUAACAGAGGCAUUUGUACUGUCAGAAUCAAUUUCAACAAUCACCGGAGGAGUUACGCCGUAGUCUGCUACCUGGCGGCUGGCACAAAGCUUACAGCAAAAGGAUGAAUUGUGGAUUGUGACUGUUGGUGGCGCCACUAGGUUUGGCACAGCUUACGCCACAAGAACACCAUCUUGUAGAUGAACCCACUAGUGGUGAUGAUGAUGGGGAGCACAUGUCAAACACACAAUGACAUGGUUGGAUUUUAAAGUAUUUUACUAACUUAUGAAAUUUUUGGUGGAUUUGUAAAAAUGCAAGUGGUUGGUGGAUGUUUUUGAAUGUUGAAGUACUUUAAUUUGUAGACUAACUUAAUGUAGACUAGUUUAAUGUUUUGUGGAUGUUUGAAAAGGUUGAAGUAGUUUAAUGUCUUUUGUGAAUGUUUGAAUUACGUUUUGAUUCAACUUUGAAGUAGUUUCGAGUUGAAUUUGAUGUAGUGCGGGAUGUAGCAUGUUUUUAUAGUAUGUGUUUGUGGAUUGUUGGCA
Lycium barbarum (goji berry) is the source of this 2767-nucleotide messenger RNA. RefSeq lists its product as uncharacterized. The record is from RefSeq and is a predicted model, not a curated record. Bases 1049 to 1744 code for a protein of 231 amino acids. The transcript has 7 exons. Gene Ontology annotation, molecular function: acetylglucosaminyltransferase activity; ATP binding. Lineage: Eukaryota; Viridiplantae; Streptophyta; Magnoliopsida; Solanales; Solanaceae.